Messenger RNA from Clupea harengus (Atlantic herring), 1846 nucleotides. RefSeq names its product retinol dehydrogenase 12. The record is from RefSeq and is a predicted model, not a curated record. Lineage: Eukaryota; Metazoa; Chordata; Actinopteri; Clupeiformes; Clupeidae.
CGUCUCGGUGGUCUUCGGUGGCAAGUAAUUCAGAGAUUGUAUUGUUGCGCAUAUUGUUUGGUCACGUUUCAGCACACCUGCAUUUCGUUGAAGAGGUCAUCCAUUCAAAUAUAACACUGCGAAUGUUUGACAAAUUCCGGUAGGGGAGAGGCACCGGUUUCUGAAAGUCUGGCAUUUUAUAAAGUCCCUGACGACAGUCCACUCAUCGUGAGAGCGCUCUCACGGAAUCUGGAUAACAAUUUUGACCUCGGCGACAAUGCAUACUCUAAGAAAAUGUUUCUGCGGCCAGUGGUCAUCCGAAGCCAGACUUGAUGAGAAGACAGUCAUUAUAACUGGGGCUAACACCGGCAUAGGGAAGGAGACUGCAAGAGACUUGGCAAAGAGAGGCGCCCGCAUCAUCAUGGCCUGCAGAGAUAUGGAGAGAGGAGAAGCCGCCAGAGAGGAGAUUGUGGAGGACUCCGGCAACCAAAACGUUGUGUUGAAGAAACUAGACCUGUCGAACACCAAGUCCAUACGAGAAUUUGCCGAAUUCAUAAACAAGGAGGAGAAACAACUCAAUAUACUUAUCAACAAUGCUGGGGUGAUGCUGUGUCCCUACUCCAAAACAGUUGAUGGAUUUGAGAUGCAGAUUGGUGUUAACCACUUAGGCCACUUCCUGCUCACGUUCCUGCUGCUGGACCUCAUGAAGAGGUCGGCUCCCGCCAGGAUUGUCAACGUGGCCUCUGUGGCCCACACCUGGGGAGGGAUCCAGCUGGACGACAUCAACAGCGAGAAGGGCUACAACGCCCGCAGGGCCUACGGCCAGAGCAAGCUGGCCAACAUCCUCACUACGCGCUCCCUGGCCAGGAGACAAGACGGGACUGGCGUGACGGUGUACUCGCUUCACCCCGGCGUGGUGCGGACCGAGCUGUGGAGGCACGUCAGCGCCCCUGUCCAGGUGGCCGUGAGGAUAUUCAGCCUGUUCACCAAGACUUCGGUCCAGGGCGCACAGACCUCCAUCUACUGCGCUGUGGAACCGGCACUGGAGAAGGAGACCGGUGGAUAUUACAGUGACUGUGCUCCAGCAAGAUGCUCAAGAGCUGCCAGAGAUGAUGAAAUGGCUGAGAAACUAUGGGAGCUCAGCUGUCAAAUGCUUGGAAUUCAUUGGGAUUAAAAACCAAGGACAGAUAUAUUAUUAACAGAUACAUUCUUAAAUAAACUAUACACCAAGACUAACUUUACUGACACUUUGAAUGCCAAGAUGAAUGUUAGAUACUUACCAGUGAAUUACAUAAAUACAUUUGUUCUCUAAUAUUAUUUGAAAACUCCAGAUAUCGGAGAGAUAUAUUGUAGUGUAUGUUUUAUAUCAUCUGAAACACAGGCCACAUAGUGUACCUAAUUAAGUAUCACAGUUUAGAAAACCGAGAUUUUUCAUGUUAGUUUCAUCUAAUGUUGUGUUGUUCUGUCUGUAUACAUACUUGGCAUCUAUAUUUUUUGUCUGUAUAUAAACUUGCUGUUACAUAUCAUUCAAAAGUAAAUGAUCCCCAUCAUUUGUGAAUGUAGGUGUUUUCAAUGAAAGUUCAUGUCAUUGUUUUAUCCAGUCAGUAUAGCAAACUAUGAUUUGUUUUGAUCAUGUGUCUUUGCACGUAGUAAUGUAGUGCAUGUAGCUUGCCACCCCACUUUUCAAACCAGUUGUGAAGCAGAGGCAACUCAGUUUUCUCUAGUUCAUUUGAGAAAUUCUUAACUCUCAGUAUUUGCAGAGAAAAACAGAGUGCAUGAUUGCUUUGGUAGUAUCAUCUAAAUGACACAUUAGAAGCAGAUAGUUAAUUAUAAUCAUGUAAUUAAUAAAAACUUAAUUAUAAUCAUA